Molecule: messenger RNA, 2673 nt
Organism: Paracoccidioides lutzii Pb01
Product: zinc finger transcription factor ace1
Exons: 3
Coding region: 1-2673 (890 amino acids)
Source: RefSeq, a predicted model, not a curated record
AUGUCUGCACCCCGGGUUCAUCCACGCCGUCGUCCUAUUUAUAAUAGUGCACCCAUCCCCCGUCUUCCAACCUCCUCUUCUCCUCUUUCGUCCUCUUCAGAUCUAUCCGACCCAGCAUGUCGUCACUCAGCACUACAUAGCAUGCAGUUGAGGAAAGGUGCCACGUUCCACUCUCCAACGACCCCGCCGUCUCCAGGCACUGAUCCUAUCCUUAACAUUCACUCUCUGCUUCGACGCUCUCCUACCUGCCCUAGGUCCCUGGAGGAUGUCAUUGCUGCUGGUGAAAAACGCAUGGCCGUGUUCAUAGACAAGUUCGAGCGUAACCUCUCUGGGCUUGGGACUUGUUCUCCGUCUACUGCUUCUUCUUCUUCUUCUUCCUCUUCUUCUUCUCCUCGCAACAGACAUAGUAUCCUCGAUGACGACGACCUUCCGGUCCCACGCGCCAUCUUAGAUGCCCACGUUAUUCACGCUGACACCAUGGAUACCGACAGCACAGACUCAAACCACUGCAAGCCUCUUCGGAUUGACGACUCCCCAGCAAUGAACUCCAGCCAACAUGCGUCUGAUAGCGGGUUGGGUACCUCGGUUAGCGGCACAAGUAACUCAGCGUCGAUCCAUUCACGCGAGAAGGCAAUUGACAAAAUGAAUCACUCACCCAAGGACCGCAAGAGCUUGCAGGAGCCUAAAAUGGCAUCAACACAAUCAGCUAUCACAAGAUCAAUCUCAUCCAACACUCUCGAAAUUCCUACUUUUGGUGUUGCUGCUCGCAAGAACAUCGAUCGUUUCAUUCUCAACCCUAUCCUUCUAGAGAAACGUUUAACCCCUUUCCACCCUCUAGCCCGUGGUGUGCCCGAGCGUAUUGAGAACAAGGAGAUUACCUGUCUUCGUGAUCUUGAAAAGACUCUUCUCUUCCUAGCACCGGUGAGUCAGCUUCUUUACAUCGAUGUGUCGGACUGUACUCAUACAUUGCGAAACCAUAUAAAGAAAUUCACCACGUCCAAAGCAUCCUACAUUGCAUUUUGUGAAUUUACCAUUCAGUGCCUCCAUACCACUGUGGGAUAUCUGAACGAGCGUGACCAGCGACGCCCAUCAGAUCGUCCCUAUACCAACGGUUAUUUCCUUGAUCUAGUCGAACAGAUCCGUCAGUACGCGUCGAUGAUCAGUGCCGCUCGAGAAAGGCAGGGCCCUCGCCCCCGCUCGAGAGAUGGCGAGAACAACAAGGACUAUUCAUCUGACGAAGAACUCACCCUUGAAGGUGGUCUGGCUGCCACUGGACGACCUGCUGAAUUGGUCCGACGCAAGAAGAACCAGGCGAUCUCACUACGUACUAGAGAACCUUAUGAAGAAAGGGCUUCUCCUGUGAUCCCAAUGAUGAAACGUAGUUUGAGCACGGAGUCGUGCGAUGACAGUGUCACUCGUUCGAUGGCUCGACGCAAGAAGAAUGCACCUCCCCUUGACAUUAACCAGAAAUGCAAGGACUGUGAUAAGGUGUUCAAGAGACCCUGUGAUCUUACGAAGCAUGAGAAGACGCAUUCGAGACCAUGGAAAUGUGAUGAGCGCUCAUGCAAGUAUUUUGAGAUUGGUUGGCCAACUGAGAAAGAACGUGACCGUCAUGUCAAUGACAAGCAUUCCAAAUCUCCACAGCUGUACAGAUGUCAAUUCCCACCUUGUACUUACCAGUCCAAGCGUGACAGUAAUCGCAAGCAGCAUAUGGAGAAGGCCCAUGGGUGGGUAUACGUUCGAUCUAAAAAUAAUGGAAAAGCCAGCAGUCGUGUGUCGAGCAGCCAUACUCCACACACUCCCCAAACUCCAAUCAUGAAGACCCCGAACUCAGGCACAGUGGAUAUCCCCACGCCACUAAGCCACCCGGCCCUUUCCCCUUACCUAGCAAAUGUCUCUCCGUACGAGCAGAGCUUGCAAUACAAUGCCCCUGGCUCUGGCACAUACCCGCUGGAUGAUUUGAUGGAUCCCCAGAAUCAGGACUUCCAACUCUUCCCAGACGCAAUGGACGAUUUUAACGCAUUUGUAUCACCCAUGGAUUUCAGCGCUUUCGAAGCCCAUUUGGCAGCUACAGAUCCUAACCAAUACAUUCCAAACCUGGACAUCCCUAUGUCGUCGUCAGCUUCCAGCACCAGCACCGCUCCUGCCAGCGCACUCUUGGGCUCAGGUCUUAUCGACGAAAACCCCUUCGAUCCCAGAACCACAACCCCAAACUUUGACGUCGACUUCGACAACAUGGACAGUGAAUACAUAACCAUGAACAUGCAGCUUCUUACUCCAGCCCAAUCCGUCGAGGUACACGGUCUCAGUUCCUUCUCACGCAACACGUCCGUCAGCGGCCUUUCACCUGGCUCCGUAUCCGAGCAGAAGGUUUCCAGCAACCUCUCCCCAACCGGACAGGGCAACUUGAUGCUCUACUCUCCCAACUCCCAACAGAAUAUCGAUGAAGGAUUCCAUGAUGCGUAUGGUAACCACAGCAAUAACCACAUGGGUAAACCGAAUGGUGACUUCACGCUUUUCGAGAGUCCGGCAGAUACCACGACUUCUGCACAGAACUUCCCAACUCUGAAUAAUUUUUCGGAUGAUCAUUAUAGUGCUGACGAUGCGUGGGGGGUUCAGAUUGAUCCGAUGGAUAUGCACAGGGAGGCUGAUGAGUAUAUGAUGGAUUAUUAG